GACGACGACGGCGCAGCCACUGACAAUCAGUGGCCCCUGAUGAUGCCGCGUCAACUUCGUCUGUUCACUUUGCGCGUUCUUUCUUUUCCCGUCGUGUACAUUUAUGCUCGAAUGUCGGUCUCUCAAUUCUGCCGGGUCCGCUCUUACUGCUAUCGUCUCUGCCCGCUCUCCAUUCCUCUGUAGGCUCGCUAACUGCUGUUGUGCAGUGUACUGCUGACGUCCGCAGCCGCGGCUGAGGCCAGCGUCAUCUUCGCCCUUCACGUUGCUCCGUUGCUGCAUAGCUCGUUCUGUUCAUUCGUCCGUCGGUCUAUCCGUCCGUCCGUCCGUCGUUCGUCAGUCAGUCGGUCGAACGUCGAGAGUCACUGAACUGUGCUCUGACCGCAGUAGCGGCAGCCGAACGCGCAGCAAAAGCAGCGGCAGCACAAGCGGCCCUCGACGGUUCGCUUGAUAAAAACGACUUGACGUUAAAAAGCAAAGCAAAGUCAACUAACAAAGCUGCAGAGCCUUGCCGCUCCAGACGGCCAGCACUGCCGUUCAGGCUGUUCGGCCUAGCUGUGGCCACCUGACGCCGACUGAUCAUCGCUGAAACGAGCCACACUGCUCAAUACCCCAGAAGAAGCGGAACGAGAAGCAGCGCUCGUACAUAACAACACCGGCAACGCAUGGGACACGACGACCAGGGGGUGAGAACCCUACGUUGCAGAAAAGCUGGCCGAACGAAUACCGGAGUUAACGAGACGAUGUAAAAUGCCGAAGCAAGCUACAUGAUUGUCAGAAACAUAAAACUCUUCUCAGGAGACUGAGGGUGCUGUCGUCUGCGUGAAGCAUUUGUUUUAAGUUGAACGCUGUUGCACUUGCCGACUUUUCCGACGUCCAGCCACCUGAUUCAGAGAUUGUAACUGCUGGAGAAUUACACUGGCGUUGAAUAGGAAGAAGCUCGCCGUUGAGAACAAAUGACAUGUGUGAGCGCAGACGAAGCACAAACAAGCGGAUGGCUGUUGAAGGACACGUGAAAACAAAAUUGACAUUUCCUAUCUGAAGUCUGGAGUAACAGGUGCCUAUUCUUAGAGGUGUCAAUCGUUUCUUAUGCUACCGAGCUGAAAUUCAGGUGCAACUGACAAUCUGAAGUUCUAUGGUGCAAUGGCGUAAUCAGUUGGAUUAUAUCAGUGUGGAACAGCCGAGAGGAACUGAGAGGACCGACCAUAUGAACAGUGGAACACGCAAACAAAAAUAGGUUGAUACGAAGCUACGCAAUGGAAUUAUAAGACUUGUGGAAUUAUGCCACGAGUCGUCAACAUAUUUUGCUCCAAAUGCGGGUCUUUGAAUCUUUGCCUUGUGCAAACUUUACGUUGAGCGCGAUAAUGAAAAGAUAUUGAGGUACGUUGUUUGAAGUUCUGCAGGAUUCUGGCGAAAUAUGCGCGUGGUGGGACAUUCGACAGUACUGGCAUCAUCUAUAGGCCUCUGUAAACAAAAAGUAACGCGUUCGUUAACUUAAAGUUCGAGCUCAAUUUUAAAAAAUGAAUGUGAUAGCGACGCGGUACAGCGUUAUUCGUUCGACGUUCUAUUCAACUGCCGAUGAAGUUAAUGACGAAAAUCGUGAUGGAUUUGUCGGUGAGGUCAUCACGAUAUGGACUGCGAAGAGGAAUGGCUGUUGGGCGACGUGGACGAUUCCAUUUCAGGCGGAACGUCUCUACCCAAUCCGAUUUUGUUCGAGGAUAGAAUGAUAUCGGAUUCUGUCGAAUACGAGCACUCGUACUCCAACGCGAAUGGUGCACAACAAAACAAAACAACAGUGACCGCUCCCAUUGGAAUCAUCAUUAAAACAGAAAAAGAUUUAGAUGACGAGUGCUAUCCGGCCGUGCCGUUAUUAUCAGCUACUGGCCAAGGAGUCUUCGUCAAAAGUGAGGCCGUUGUACCUCCUCCAGUCCUACCUUUUCCAGCGCAAGCUGUCUCCCCAAUCCCCAUUCCACCGCCGCCCUACACAGCACACGCCCUACAGAACGUUACGCCUGGUAUUGUAUCGGGAAGAAUUCUAUGCUGCACAACUACUACUAGCAGCAAUGUUCAGGAUAGCAAGGUGUCAAAGAAUCGUUUGUUGGCUACAGCCCUUAGCACACCCCCGCUCGCCUCACUUUUAAGGCAGGCUACAACUUCCACGCAGAGUUUGCCAGUUGCUGUGACACAGGUAAAGGUUGAACUACCUCUUCCUCCGACUCCUCCGAGCUCAACAUCUUCCUCGAAUGAGUCCGAGAGUGACGGGUGCGCCUCGCCUCUACACCCUGGGACAACAAACGUCAUCGCUGGACAGCAGCUUGUCAACGCUCUAAAACGAAGAGUCGCUGUUACGACAGAAAGUUAUAACCUUGGUGCCGACAGCAGUACGACGCACGGAGUCCUCGCCUUAACCGAGGAGGAAAAACGCACACUGAUUGCUGAAGGUUAUCCAGUUCCGCAGAAGCUGCCCCUCACAAAGGCCGAGGAGCGAUCUUUGAAGAAGAUUCGCCGAAAGAUAAAAAACAAAAUUUCAGCCCAGGAAAGUCGACGUAAGAAGAAGGAGUACAUGGACGCUCUUGAAAGAAGAGUCGAACAGCUCAGUGCAGAUAGCCGGGACAUGCGUCGCCUUUGCGAUUCUUUAGAAGAAGCCAAUAAGAUCUUGAGGCAGCAGUUGCACCUCCUUCAGCAACGAAGCGUUGAAGGCGCAGCGAUCAUUGUGGAGACGAUUGGAAUUUGCGAGGACAAUGGAACAGGCGCUACUGAUCAGGAAGCACUUAUCGAAGGCGAGGAGAUGCUCUGUGAACCAAUGGGUGAUAUCGUGGCCGAGGAAGAGAUUAUUAAUAUAGGUGAAGAUGUUGGCUGAGUCGAUCAAGAUGCAGCAAUGGAAGCAGCAACUUCGAUUCGUAAAAGCCCGUUUAGAUUGAUAUUGGCCCAUUGCUAUCGGGAGGAUUUGGUCGUUGAGCCUCUGGCCUAAGUGAAAUUGAAAGUAGAAACGAAUCAGGACUGGUAACUUUCUUUCUCUGUAGUUUUGGCAAGUCCACAACCAGCCGGGUAUCUGUGCAAUUGUUACUGAACUAGUUUAUGGUCAUAAUAAUGACUCGAGUAUUUAUUUGUUUACAUUAGCUAUACACUAUGCUCGUUCGUUAACCGUAGCUCGCAAUUCCCAAACCCCGCUCAUUUCAAAAUGAUGUACAUUACAAUCAUUUAUGUAUGUAGGUAUCAACCAAAACGAGCUGCCCAUCACAACUAAAACUUCGCCUAAAGGACAAGGACCUAUACGAUUUACAGUGGUGCUAUUUGAGGAUUUUUUUACUGUAGACAAGCGUUUGGCAAUCGGACAUAAGUGUUUGGGUGUCUCUCUUCCAGCCAGAAGGUAGAAUGUCUCUUAUAAUGGAAGAUCGCCAAUGCUGCUAGAAAAAUAAUGAAAUCGCGUUCUGAAUCGUUCCGACGCUUGUCACCAUACUCAGAACGCUUUUCACUAGCGUGGAGCAGAUGGCCGCCGGUGCCACUGCAGCUGGUUGACGCUCUAAACAGAAACCUAAAAGGAAAGCACUUACGAGCUGCAAUUAAUGUAUAAUAAGAUAGUUUCAGCUGUGCAAAAUGUUAGCUAGCUAGCGACGAUGGGUCUUGAAUGCUCAGACCGAAUCAGACCUAAAGUCAAUUUUCAACAGAACUGUCUUUGCCAAAAAUGCGCCGUGAUAUUGUCAUAGGACCGUCUAGUUCUUUUGCUAACUGGGUAAGAGUAUACGGCUGCUAGAUAUUCGGACGAAUACAUUAGCUUGCUAGUAAACGUUUGUGGGAAAAGUAUCUUGUAAAAAGACAAACGCCGCUUCGUAACGCUCAUGUGUACAAAAAUAAUGUAAAUCAGAUCACAUUAGGGUUCCAUUGCAUCGAUGGAUAUGUUUCUGCUAGGAUAUAUUAGAAGUUCUCAGGCCUGUACCGUAUGCACAGUUUUAGCACCGGUCACCAUUAUCGUGUCGGCCGCGCGUAUUGUCAUCGUUCUAUUGAACUGAAAGUAUUUCUGGACAUCGAGAUCAAUCCUUGAGACGCAAUUUCAAAUCAUCUCCACUUGACUACAAUGGAUAUUUAACGUCAUGCUUCAAGUUAUCCAAUCUAAAUGUAUAUAGGAUUUUUUCAUACACGUAUAGAAUAGAGAGAAGUUGUUCAAUGCAAAUUUCCCUAAUCCAAUUCUAUCUGCGUUUCGUUAGCCUACAUCGCUUUUAUGUCAGUACGCUUUCUGUGGAUUAGGAAAAAAAGGUUCGCCAAUAAACACAAUCGCAUGAUCCUAGAAACGGCUAUAAUACAAGAGACAAGUAAGCGCAGAGGGGCACAAGGGGACGAUUAUGCGAAGCUUCCAAGUAAAGAGAAGAUGGCUGCAAUCAAUAGCAACGUGCUUUUUGAAUCUCGUUCUCCCUUGAUUCAUUAUAUAUCAUUAACGGUUACUGUCUCUCCCGUCGGAGAUGCACGUUGCCAUGAUGUUGGCACUCAGGUGAACGACCCCCGACAAGGCCGUCAGUUGCAAUAUCGUAUUGUACAAACAUAGUUUUCGUCUUAUGUAGAAUCUGUAUAAUUAGACGUCCAUACGAACGGUGUGCUAACUAUCGACGCAGCAUCGAUCGCGUACAUGUGUAAUUACUCGAUAGGGACAAUCAAAAGCCUCAGAAGGCUCGAUUGGACAAGGGAAGAUUUUUUUACUGCUGAUCGUAAACACGUAAAGAUAACUACAUGAUAGAUCUCGAUCAUUUUCGGUGCUGUUGUCAACCUGUGUAAACAAUCAGAGUUUGCUCGAUGGCGGUGUUACGCCAUAGUAAACUAAAACUUCAUUAGUUCUAUGUGGGAAAGUUCAUCUCCAGACCGCUCCGCUGUUUCAAGAGGUAACGGGAUCGCACUCGAAUGCUCCUUAACGAGCUGCUCUUCAAUGAUCGAUUGAUUAUUCGGUUUUCUUCUGUCACGGUGACUGGACUAGUGAACCGCGAAUAAUACCGAACACGCUUUACAUUUUUCAAGAACAAUACGCGUCUACUGCGCAUUGCUCCUAGAACGUACAUCACGCUCGCCUACAUAUAUUCCCAUAGAAUGAUAGGGAUGAUCUAUCUGUAUGUAUUCACAAACCAUGUUUCUUACCUGCACACAUAUGCAUGCGUACAUACGCGUGAAACGGCCGCGUCGUGCAAUAACUCAGAAAAAAAAAAUACGAAAAUGAGAUCACUUGGAAAACAUUUACUCAAUGUGACAUUUUAUCAUAUAGAUAAGGUGACUAAAUAAAGUACUAGUGAUUUCCUAUAAGGACCCCAUA
Varroa destructor (honeybee mite) is the source of this 5290-nucleotide messenger RNA. RefSeq lists its product as uncharacterized. Gene Ontology annotation, molecular function: cAMP response element binding; DNA-binding transcription factor activity, RNA polymerase II-specific. Lineage: Eukaryota; Metazoa; Arthropoda; Arachnida; Mesostigmata; Varroidae. Gene Ontology annotation, biological process: regulation of transcription by RNA polymerase II. The record is from RefSeq and is a predicted model, not a curated record.